Notechis scutatus (mainland tiger snake) is the source of this 2579-nucleotide messenger RNA. RefSeq names its product testis associated actin remodelling kinase 1 (gene TESK1). Gene Ontology annotation, molecular function: ATP binding; protein serine/threonine kinase activity. The record is from RefSeq and is a predicted model, not a curated record. Gene Ontology annotation, biological process: protein phosphorylation; actin cytoskeleton organization; positive regulation of stress fiber assembly. Gene Ontology annotation, cellular component: nucleus; cytoplasm. Lineage: Eukaryota; Metazoa; Chordata; Lepidosauria; Squamata; Elapidae.
CCGGGCAUGGAGCGGGAGAAGCUGCCGCGGCGGCCCGGGCUCUCCCUGCGGCUGGACGAGGCCGAGGGGGAGGCGCCGGGCCCGGGGGGCUGGCAGGCGGGCGGCCGGCUGCGGCCUUCCUCCUACCGGGCGCUGCGCAGCGCCGUCUCCACUCUGGCGCGCCUCGACGACUUCUACUGCGAGAAGAUCGGCGCCGGCUUCUUCUCCGAGGUCUUCAAGGUGAGGCACCGCCAGUCAGGGCAGGUCCUGGUGCUGAAGAUGAACAAGCUGACCAGCAACCGAGGGAACAUGUUGCGCGAGGUGCAGCUGAUGAACCGGCUCUGCCACCCCAACAUCCUCCGGUUCAUGGGGGUCUGCGUCCACCAGGGCCAGCUGCAUGCGCUGACAGAGUACAUCAAUGGGGGGAACCUGGAGCAGCUGCUCGAUAGCCCCACCCUGCUCCCCUGGCCUGUCCGCCUCAAGCUGGCCCUGGACAUCGCCCGGGGGCUCUGCUACCUGCACAGCAAGGGCAUCUUCCACCGGGACCUGACCUCCAAGAACUGCCUGGUCAGGUGUGAGGACAACGGCUACACAGCCGUGGUGGGCGACUUUGGCCUGGCAGAGAAGAUCCCCACCUACAGUGAGGGCGGUGAGAAGGAGCCCCUGGCUGUGGUGGGCUCCCCCUACUGGAUGGCCCCCGAGGUCCUGCACGGGGAGCUGUACAACGAGAAGGCGGACAUCUUUGCCUACGGCAUCAUCCUCUGUGAGACCAUCGCGCGGGUGCCGGCCGACCCCGACUACCUGCCUCGCACUGAGGACUUCGGCCUCGACGUGGCCGCCUUCUGCAACCUGGUGGGAGCCGACUGUCCGGCGGCUUUUCUCCAGCUGGCCUUCCACUGCUGCACGAUGGAGCCCACGGCCCGGCCCUCCUUCCUGGAGAUCGUCCAGCGCCUGGAGGCGAUGCUGCUGCUGAUGGCCGGAGGCCCCGGCCAGGCCCUGCCCAACAGCGACGGCGGGACGGCCCUCCCAGGCAACUCGGCGGCCGCCGCGCUGAAGGGUCAAGCGGCCAAACAGCUCUCCUUCCCCAACACCCCACCUGGCCUGCUUGGACAACGGCUCUUGACCCCGGAGCAGCCCCUCUCCCGCAGCCAGUCAGAUGUAUUCCGCCCUCGGUCUCCCGCUUUGCCCCGUGCCCACGACACUCCGCAGCGCGUCAACCCCUUUUCCCAGCGCCAGGACCUCCAGGGGGGCAGGAUCAAGCUCUUCGACACCCCCAGCAAGUCCCUGAUCUCCCUGACCUUCAACCUGCCCCCCCCCUCGCCUCUUCCACCGGGCACCCCCAUCACGCCGGAGCCGGCCGUGGAGAUGCAGUGCAACUUUGCCGAGCCCGUGGCCAUCAUGCGCAGGUGUCGCUCGCUGCCGUCCUCCCCGGAGCUGCCUCGCCGGGAGCAGCCGCCCCACAGCCCCCUCUUGGCCCUGGACCGCACCCCGCCAGAACCCCCCAGCCCCCCUGCCAGCGAGCAGAUGGACUGCAGUCCGGACAGCCCGGCGGCCCCCUUGACCAACGGCAGCUUCAUCAGCACGGCUGUGUCGGCGCCCCGGCCGUGGUCCCCCAACGGGCUGCUCCUGAACAACAACAGCAAGCCGCUCGGCUGGGGCAGGGGCUUCUCCGAGCUGAGCGUGCCUCCCAUGGUGGAGGGGGCACAGACGGAGCACCCGGGGACGGCGCUGCCCCUGAGCCCCUCCAGCAGCAGCUGCGUGCUGGAACAGGAUGAGGUGCUGGCCUGCCCUGCCUGCUGCCUGGGGCCCUUCAGCUUCAGCUUUGCUUCCGUCUGCCACCGGCCGGCCACCAGCACCCCUCGCUACCAGAACCUGAACUGCGAGGCCAAGAGCCUGCAGUGCCCGGAGAGGCACCCCCAGCACUGCAAGGGCCUGGCGCUGGGCCUGGCGGAACCCAGCCUCAAGUUGCCAGGAGCCCAGUCCUGAGGCUGGCCCUGCGGUCGAGGAGCACCCCGCCUCCGCCUGGACAUCCUGGAUGCCGAGGAGCGGCACGACACCAUUGGGCCAGACUGCUCCGAUGUUGCAGGGAGGGCUGCCCAGCCCACGGGGAGGCAGGAGGGAGCCGCCAGUCCACAGCCCGGUCUCGGGCGAUGGGAGUCUUGCUUUUGCCCACCCCUGCCUGGCCCCGUUGCAGUCGCGAGGGGCAAGCCCUGGGCUCCCCAACCUCUUGGCCGUGGGUGGGUGCAGAGAAGCAGAACGGCAGGAAGACGCAGGGCUGGGGCGAAGGGAAUUCGGGCUGGGGGCCCCGUAGGAGGCUGGCAAGGGUAGGCCCAGGUCAUUCUGCCUGCUGGGGGCCCCGGCACACCUGGGGUACAGGGCCCGUGGGAUGUGUCGGAGGGAUGGGGCAGGGAGGGGGUCCAGAUAAACUGCUGGCGCCCCCCUCCUCUCCUGCCCUGCGCAGGGCUGGUCCAGGGUGGCUCCGCCUGGCCCUCUCCGGCACUGGGGGGCGGGGGAGAAGGCAGCUGCGUUUUUAAUAAUACUUGGAAAAUACUUGUUAAUAUAUUCAGCUUAUUUAAUGUGUUGAAAAAAAUAAAACCUGA